Messenger RNA from Naegleria fowleri, 1026 nucleotides. RefSeq lists its product as uncharacterized. The record is from RefSeq and is a predicted model, not a curated record. NCBI's taxonomy places the organism in Eukaryota, Heterolobosea, Eutetramitea, Acrasida, Naegleriidae. The coding region runs from base 1 to 1026 and encodes 341 amino acids. The transcript has a single exon. Gene Ontology annotation, biological process: ubiquinone biosynthetic process. Gene Ontology annotation, molecular function: 2-methoxy-6-polyprenyl-1,4-benzoquinol methyltransferase activity.
AUGAAAUCCAUCUUUCAUCGUGCCUGCUGUAGGAGCAGUGGUACGAACAGCAUCAAGUUGCUUUCAAGGAACUCGGAUGUAUUUAAGAAUGCUUCUUCUCAUAACAUUUUCACUAAUUUGAAAUUCCAUCAAAAUCAUCAUCAUAAGGAUUCCUUUUUUUCCAUCUCUCUCCGAAAUAAUCAUGUAGCAAGUCCUAACACAUCAACAAAUAUUAUACAUACAACAGCAACAACUUGUAGCAUUGAUCCCAAAGAAGUCAACAAAUUCUCACUUCUUGCCAGAAUGAAUGAAUGGUGGAAUCCCAAUGGUUCUCUCAAAACUCUUCAUCAUAUCAAUCCAGCCCGAAUGGAAUACAUUCGAUCACGAGUCAUCAAACAUUUCAAUUUGCAAGAAGAGGACAGUAAGCCUUUUAAAGGUCUCACGUUUUUAGAUGUUGGAUGUGGUGGUGGAUUGGUGAGCGAAUGUUUGGCUCGAUUAGGAGCAACCUCAGUGAUUGGAUUGGAUGCAUCUAGUGAUAAUAUUAUGAUUGCUAAAGAACAUGGCAAGUCCAUUGAGAAUUUACAGUAUCUUCAUUCGACGGUUGAAGGUUUGAUUUAUUCUCACCAAGGCAACCACAAGGAUACGAUUCCCGCCCAAAAUCAGUCCAUGACUCAUUCGUUUGAUUGCAUUGUAUGUCUCGAGGUGAUUGAACAUGUGGCUCAUGCUGAAUCUUUCAUACAAUCUCUUUCUAAAUUGUUGAAUGAAAAUGGAUUAUUAAUUAUGAGUACCAUGAAUAGAACUCCAAAAUCCUAUCUUCAGACGAUUGUCAUGGCAGAAUAUAUGUUAGGAAUUAUUCCACGUGGUACUCAUGAAUGGAGAAAAUAUGUGACACCUCAAGAAAUGUGUAUAUUUAUGAAGAAGGCAAAUAUUGAGCUCGUGGACGUGGAGGGAAUGGAAUACAAUCCAUGGACUCAUAAAACUACCAUUGGAAGUGAAAUAGAUAUAGAUGUGAACUACUUUGCAGUAGGAUGUAAAAAGAGUGUCUAG